Molecule: messenger RNA, 1422 nt
Organism: Gekko japonicus
Lineage: Eukaryota; Metazoa; Chordata; Lepidosauria; Squamata; Gekkonidae
Product: zinc finger and BTB domain-containing protein 16-like
Exons: 3
Coding region: 145-1422 (425 amino acids)
Biological process (GO): regulation of transcription by RNA polymerase II
Molecular function (GO): RNA polymerase II cis-regulatory region sequence-specific DNA binding; DNA-binding transcription factor activity, RNA polymerase II-specific; protein binding
Source: RefSeq, a predicted model, not a curated record
GCCAGCUGUGUUCUGUAUGCCACUCGGCUGCACCCUUGGGAGGUGUGCGCAUUGAAAGGGAGGCCUCUAGAUCUGAGCCGCAAAGACGCCCGCUCCAGCCAGUCCAGCGGCAGGACUCCCUGAUGCCUAGACCCUGGGAGCAUUAUGGAUUUGACUAAAAUGGGUCUGAUACAGCUCCAGAACCCCAGCCACGCCACGGGCCUCCUGCAGAAAGCCAACCAGAUGCGCCUGGCGGGGACCUUGUGUGACGUGGUGAUCCUGGUGGACAGCCAGGAGUUCCACGCUCACCGGACCGUGUUGGCCUGCACUAGUAAGAUGUUUGAGAUCCUGUUCCACCGCAACAGUCAGCAUUACACCUUGGACUUUCUCUCGCCAAAGACUUUCCAGCAGAUCCUGGAGUACGCCUACACUGCCACCUUGCAGGCGAAAGUGGAGGACUUGGAUGACCUCCUGUACGCCGCUGAGAUCCUGGAGAUCGAGUACCUGGAGGAGCAGUGCUUGAAGAUCUUGGAGACCAUCCAGGCCUCCGAAGACAACGACACUGAGGUCAACAUGGCCGACGGCGCCGCCGAAGAGGAGGAGGAGCGGAAGCCCAAAUACGUGAAGAAUAUUCUCAUCUCGAAGCAUUCCAGUGAAGAGAGCGGCUACUCUAGCCUGGCCAGCCAGGGCUUGACGGGGACGAUGGUGGAGCAGAGCCCUUCCGUCUCCACCUCCUUCGGGCUGUCCGCCAUGAGUCCCACGAAGGCGGCCGUGGACAGCUUGAUGUCCAUCGGCCAGUCGUUGCUGCAAGGGGCUCUGCAGCAGAACGCCCUCGAGGACUCCCACGCGGCCAGCGGACGCCGCCCGAGCGUGUCCGAAGUGAAAACCGAAGCCAUGCAGGUGGAGGAGACCUUGAGCCACGAGAGCCCCAGGACGGCCGACCUGGGCACUUCCGCCGGGGACAAGGCCGACGACAAGGGUAAGCAGGGACCCGGCACCCCGACCCGCAGCAGCGUCAUCACCAGUGCCCGCGAGCUUCACUACACCCGGGACGAGAAUGUGGAGCAGCCCCCAGAGGCCAUCCCGGGCACGCCGGUCGGGCCAGAGCUGAUGGUGUCUCACGGCGAGAAGCCGAUGGGCCUCUAUUCGGUGCUCCCGAACCACAAAAGUGACUCCAUGCUCAGCAUCCCCGCCUCCAUGGUGCCCGGGCUGCACAUGCAGCCAGCCCUUGCCGUCUCCAUGGACUUCAGUGCCUACGGGGGCCUCCUGCCCCAGGGCUUCAUUCAGAGGGAGCUGUUCAGCAAGCUCGGGGAACUGGCGGUGGGGAUCAAGACCGAGGCCCGAGCCCUGGGGGAGCACUGCAGCGUCUGUGGGGCGGAGCUGCCCGACAAUGAGACGGUGGAACAACACAGUCUCUCAAAGACCUUCUUCCGUAUCCGCUAG